Annulohypoxylon truncatum is the source of this 1272-nucleotide messenger RNA. RefSeq names its product GLEYA domain-containing protein. The transcript has a single exon. Lineage: Eukaryota; Fungi; Ascomycota; Sordariomycetes; Xylariales; Hypoxylaceae. The coding region runs from base 427 to 1146 and encodes 239 amino acids. The record is from RefSeq and is a predicted model, not a curated record.
CUCAUAUAUAAUAGGGUAUCGUGAGGCUUUUCGUCCAAAUAGCGAGGUAGGACUCAAGUAGGACUGAGCUGAAUACUCCAAUUCGAGUAUACUCACGUUCGGAGCAUUUUAAUAUUGAUGCAGAUCUCACUUCGGGCCCACGAACCGUGGUAAUUACCUACCUCAAGCACACCCACAAUGCCGUCGCUCCCUUGCGCGCGUCUUUGCAUCGAUAUAGAGCUAAAAGAUCAUCAAGCAUCCGAUAGGAUACUGUGAGAAGGGAAGAUGGAUGGGUUGAACAAGUGGUUUGCAGCGACCACUUCAACUAUAUAAACGAGCAGCAAUCCCAUAUCGUAUCGUAUCUCACCAUCACUCUUCACGAGCAUCUCCCAUCUCAACAAGACAAUUCCAAGAAUCAUUUAUUUCCACCAUCCUCUAAUCCUAACCAUGAAGUCCUACCUCCAAGCGCUCACUCUCUUCCUGGCUUCCGUGCCCCUGAGCACUGCCACCAUCCCUCCCGUGACUUACUGCCCCAGCUGUCCCAAGCCAGUUCACUGCGACAACGCCGGCUGGGACUGGGCCUACUACAGCAACCCGCUGCACAACAACGGCGAGGGGUAUCCCGGCUUCAGCGCAGAUGUAUACAAGACGAAGCAGCCGGAGUACACCGGCGUAACGGCCUCGAUUGGCGGGCAUCUCGGCUACACAGCCGCGAGCCCGGAUGUAACGACCUUCUACGGCUCAACUCAAGAGCUCAACGCAACAUACUUCGCUAUCAACCACCACGCGUACCUGUACGCCUGCGAGGCGGGCACGUAUCAGUUCGACAUCUCGUUCGUGGACGAUGUAGUGUUUGCCUGGGUCGGGGAGACCGCGUACUCCGGGUGGACGGACGAGAAUAGGGACGCGAAAGCCGUGUGGACCUUCCAGGGAGACACGCACUUUGGCUCUGCGAGCUUUAGUAAGGAUCUUGGAAUCGGAAGCUUCAAUCCUCUGCGCUUCGUUUUCGCUAAUGGCCAGAACGGCGGUUCAUUUAAUCUGACCAUCACCAGUCCCAGUGGUGUUAUCGUUCAUCAGAGUGGCCGAGACAGCGAUUAUAUUGUCCGCUACUCCUACGACUUCCAGAUUUCGGCGCCGAAGUUCCCCGCUUUUGGGGCAGAGACGUAAAUGCCGUUGGGGAAAGGGUAAAUAGCAAGGGUUCUGCUUUCAGGGAUGAAGAUCCUAGGUGGUGAGAAAAAGGGUUCAUAAUGCGAUAGUUAGUCCCCGGGGAGGGGGGUCCUCAUCUAGGAAAGA